AUUCACUAGUAAGCCACCCCCCAGCGCCGUUUUGCUUUGCCCCUUAUAUUUUUAUUUUUUUGGGGCCUUUUUUCCCAAGUCUUCUCUUCUCUAUAAACCCGCCUACCUUUUGCAACCCUCUUUUAACUCUCAUCAUCUAUGGCUUCCUCACCCGAAGAAAAUCGCCGACGGCCGAUCGACGACGACGACGACGAGACCGAACCCGACGAAGACGUCGAUUACGAAGAAAUCGUGGAAGAAGACGAAGAUGAAGAUGAAGAAGAAGAAGUACAGCCCAAGCCAGUUACCGAAGAAUCUCGAAUGCGUUCCGAUAGGGUUAAAAUGGAGAGUUUAUUCCGGCGGCUAUCGUCAGAGCGAGUACCUUUACGAGUCCACGAUGUGAUUAUUAAAGGCAAUACUAAGACUAAAGAAUCACUCAUCGAAGCUGAGGUAGAAGCCCUAAAAAAUGCCACAACUGUUCAGGAGCUGCUUAAGGCGGCUAGUAUUGCUAAUGCGAGACUUCAACAGUUCGAUAUUUUCGAUUCCGUUAAUAUUACUCUUGAUUCCGGCCCACCGGAGCUGCCUGGGACUACUAAUGUGGUUGUUGAGGUUGUGGAAAGUGAAAAUCCACUUACCGGAAGUGUUGGAGUUUUUUCCAAGCCUGAGGCUAGAGCUUGGUCGCUUGAAGGUUCAUUGAAGCUGAAAAACUUGUUAGGUUAUGGGGAUAUAUGGGAUGGGUCUUUGGCUUAUGGCUGGGACCUGACUUCAGAGGUUAGUGCUGGUGUGUCUCUACCCAGAUUCAAAAGAUUGAUCACCCCUGUGACAGCUCGAUUAUCUCUUCUUUCUCAAGAUUGGCUGAAGUUCUCCUCUUACAAAGAACGAGCUUUGGGACUUUCUCUUGGCCUACUGUCAUCCAGAAGGCAUGAUUUGGCAUACAGUCUCUCUUGGCGAGCCUUGACUGACCCAUCACAAAUGUCAUCGAGAGCAGUGAGGAGACAGCUUGGACAUAGUUUAAUUUCAGCUCUAAAGUAUACAUUUAAAAUUGAUAGGAGAAACUCUCCUCUGAGACCAACCCGAGGAUAUGCCUUUCUUUCGUCUUCUCAAAUUGGUGGCCUCCUACCAGAUCACCGGGGGUUACGCUUUCUCCGUCAGGAGUUGGACUUCCGCUAUGCUUUACCUCUGGGAUUUUAUAAUGCUGCUCUCAACAUUGGAAUUUCUGCUGGUGUAACUGUCCCAUGGGGGAGUGGGUCCUUAAGUCUGCCUACCUUUUUACCUGAGAAAUUUUUUCUGGGUGGUAAUUCCUCUCCAGUUUGUGCACUUGGGGGGCCAUCAUCUUUAUUGGGCUUCAAGACCAGGGGAUUGGGACCUGCUGAACCUAGAAGGCAAGUUGUAGAGAAUUCCAGUGAUGAGAGCUAUGAUGCAGCUUCUGCAAUGGAUUUUGUGGGAGGAGAUCUCGCUGUUACUGCUUUUGCAGACCUUUCUUUUGAUCUACCAUUGCGGGUAUUGAGAGAAGCUGGGAUUCAUGGCCAUGCUUUUGCUUGUACCGGAAGCCUGAACAAAUUAACAGAAAAUGCGUAUAAAGAUUUGUCUUUACAGAAAUUCCAAGAAUCAUUCCGAGCUUCAGCUGGAUUUGGUGUCAUUGUACCGACCAAGCUCUUCCGAAUGGAGGUAAGUAAUCCAUGUUAAGAUCUGCUUGUGGAUUUUCCUUCUUCGCUGUGAAAUUUGUUCCCUUGUCCAUUAUGCACAUACAAGCUACAUGUCUUUUUUGCUGUUGCACAAUUCAAAACACGGGAGUUUCCACUUCUGGGGGUAAAGAACAAAAGUGAGACUCAAUUCUGACCCCCUGAUAAAUAAUAUGGUGUCUUUGGACAGGUCAUCCUGGUAAAAGAUGGGUGGAGGAGAGGGCAGAGAGUGAGGUUCUGGAGGAGUGAGGGGGUUUGGGAGAGGAAUGUUGUCAAGAAUGUUCCUAGAAGAAUUUUCUUGAAAGACAUUGCUCAGUGAUGCACCUCAACCAUUGAAGCAAAUAAUCUGUUGGGAAAAGAUUGAAUUAAUAGUUUGGUUAGGCUAGUCUUUCUGCUAUGUGGAGCCUAUGAUGGCUUGCUAUCUUGACUUAGGAAAUAAGAAUAGAAAUUAAAGAAACUGUUUCUUUUUUUAACCUUUAUCAUGGGUUCGAACAAAAGCAUGGUACUUAAGUGGAGAAGGGUAGAGGGCUGAGCUCCCGUGCGCCAUAGGCCCUCGGGGAUCUUUCAGUUA
This is a messenger RNA of Nicotiana tabacum (common tobacco), 2232 nucleotides long. NCBI's taxonomy places the organism in Eukaryota, Viridiplantae, Streptophyta, Magnoliopsida, Solanales, Solanaceae. The record is from RefSeq and is a predicted model, not a curated record.